This is a messenger RNA of Penicillium antarcticum, 3315 nucleotides long. RefSeq names its product 3'-5' DNA helicase (gene mph1). NCBI's taxonomy places the organism in Eukaryota, Fungi, Ascomycota, Eurotiomycetes, Eurotiales, Aspergillaceae. The transcript has a single exon. Gene Ontology annotation, biological process: interstrand cross-link repair; replication fork reversal; double-strand break repair via synthesis-dependent strand annealing. Gene Ontology annotation, molecular function: 3'-5' DNA helicase activity; four-way junction helicase activity; ATP binding. The record is from RefSeq and is a predicted model, not a curated record. The coding region runs from base 1 to 3315 and encodes 1104 amino acids.
AUGUCUGCGACAGACUCCGAGUCAGAUUUUUUCGACGAUGAUGACUUUAUAGUCCCUGAUGAACCCGUAGCCCGGGCCGCCAAACGUCGUCGUGUUGAAGCUUCGAAGCGGGGAGAACGCGAUGACCACGAUGGUUCCUCAAUCGAUUCGUUUUCUGAUAUGGGCGACUUGCAGCCGCAGCGUGGAGAUUCUGCGGGCUUUGAUGAGUUCCAAGAGCGCCCUAAGAAUAGGAGCUAUGUGUUGAAACAGAACAACUUCCAAGAAAAUAUGUUCGUCACGCAACUCACGCAACCGUCUUCGAGCCCGGAACACAUACGAGGUCCACGAUGGCAGAAGCCUGUUGCGAAACUUCCUCAGCCGAAAUUCGACUCCGCUGGACAAGCAAAUGGACAGGAAAAUGGACGGGGUGCUGGACAAACGGUGCAACAGGCGCAUGAUUAUAACCAAGAUAACGAGCUGAGGGCGGCUAUUGCUGCUUCGUUGGACUCAUUUGAGGAGGAGAAAGAAAUCAGAGGAGCAUUUAGCCCACCGAGUUUGGCACGGAAUCCUCCCCCCAGAGUUCUCGCACUCCCACAACAGGCAGGCACGCAUGCUUCAGCAGACGUCUCAUUCGAACUGGAUGACAUACCCGACGACGCAUUUGAUACAUCACCGUCAUUGUCACCUGUAGCACGGCCUACUCAACCUCCACAACCUAGUAUUGCUAGAGCACCAAUUCGACAAGCGUACAUGCGCCAGACAACUUUGUUUGGCAUGACUGCAGCCCAGGACCCGGCCCCGCGUGAGCAAGACUGGGGCCCGCCAGACAAAGCCGAAGCUCCAACCCAACACAAACUGGUCAAAGAUGCUUUGGAUACCUGGGUUUACCCCACCAAUCUGGGUAAUACUCGAGAUUACCAGUUCAAUAUCACCCAGCGUGGUCUGUUUCACAACCUGCUUGUGGCUUUGCCAACCGGUCUGGGAAAGACAUUUAUUGCUGCUACAAUCAUGCUCAAUUGGUUUCGCUGGACGAAAGACUCACAGAUCAUUUUUGUUGCCCCAACCAAGCCCCUAGUUUCUCAGCAGGUAACGGCUUGUUUGGAUAUUGCUGGAAUCCCUCGAUCCCAAACGACUAUGCUCACUGGAGGUGCCUCACCUGGCAUUCGUGCGGAAGAGUGGAAAGCUAAGCGAGUGUUUUUUAUGACUCCUCAAACUUUGAUGAACGACUUGAAGACUGGGAUUGCUGAUCCAAAACGGAUUGUUCUGCUGGUCGUUGAUGAAGCUCAUCGUGCGACGGGUGCAUAUGCGUAUGUGGAAGUGGUCAAGUUCUUGCGGCGGUUCAACAAUAGUUUCCGCGUCCUCGCAUUGACAGCCACUCCGGGUUCGACAGUUGAAUCCGUACAGGCAGUCAUUGAUGGAUUAGACAUCUCACGAGUCGAGAUCCGGACCGAGAACUCGAUUGAUAUCCGCGACUACGUUCACGAUCGUAACAUCGAAAUCGAAACAUUCGAAAACUCAGAUGAGAUGGUCUUCUGCAUGGAUCUAAUGUCAGAGGCCUUGCGGCCUUUGCUUGAUCAGCUUCGCACACUCAACGCCUACUGGGGAAGAGACCCCAUGGGUUUAACCGCCUACGGUCUCACAAAAGCCAGGCAACAAUGGAUGCUGUCCGAUGCGGGUAGAAAUGCCAACUUCGGACUCAAAGGCAAAGUCAAUGCCAUUUUUUCUGUCCUUGCAAGCUUGGCCCAUGCCAUCGAUCUGCUCAAGUUCCAUGGCAUUGUGCCAUUCUAUCGCCAUGUCGUUCACUUCAAAUCAGGCACGGAAGGACAGAAAGGUGGAGGUGGCAAAUGGCAAAAACAAGUGAUUCAAGACGAGAAUUUCAAGAAACUGAUGAGCCACAUUGAACCUUGGUCCAAGAAUCCGGAGUUCAUUGGUCAUCCCAAGCUGGAAUAUCUGAAAUCGGUGAUCUUGAAUCACUUCAUGGAUAGAGGUGAAGGAAAGGAGUCCGCUGAAGGGAACGUCGAGAGUGCGACUCGUGUCAUGAUCUUCGUGCACUUCCGUGACAGCGCAGAAGAGGUGACGCGGGUGCUUAAACGAUACGAACCCAUGAUUCGACCUCAUGUCUUCGUUGGCCAGUCUAGUGCCAAAGGCUCCGAAGGCAUGGACCAGAAGACACAGCUCUCGAUCAUCAAAGAUUUCAAGAAAGGCACGUACAAUACGAUCGUGGCCACAUCGAUUGGCGAGGAGGGCCUAGACAUUGGAGAGGUCGACCUCAUCGUGUGCUACGACUCCUCGGCCUCACCAAUCCGUAUGCUGCAGCGAAUGGGUCGAACUGGUCGUAAACGGGCUGGUAACAUCACGCUGCUGUUGAUGAAGGGCAAGGAGGAGGACUCUUACAUCAAGGCCAAGGACAACUACGAGAAGAUGCAACAAAUGAUUGCUAGCGGCUCCCGUUUCACGUUCCACGACGAUCGAUCUGCUCGAAUCUUGCCUGCAGGAAUCCGUCCAGUGCCUGAUAAACGACAAAUCGACAUACCCCCAGAGAACUCUCAACAAGACCUACCCGAGCCGAAACGCAAAGGCCGAGCACCGAAGCGACCCCCAAAGGUGUUCCAUAUGCCGGAUGAUGUGGAAACAGGAUUCACCCGCGCUUCAACCUUCACUGGUGAUAAGCCUCAGCCCGCGAAAAAGAAAGCCGCCACUCCUAAAAAGCGGCCACGGAUCCCUACACCUGAGCCUGUCGAUAUUCCUUUACUGGAUGAUGUUACUCUGACUGCCAGCGAGCAGAAGCAGCUUGAAAGCCAUUAUCAGAACAUCGGAGCCACCUCUCCUCAGUUCAUUCGAUUCCCUCGCAUUGAUGCUUUCCCUAGCCUUCAGCUUGUUCCAAGGCCCACGAAGCUGGUUGAACAUGGAGCUUUGACAAAGCGUAUGAUUUCAGCGUUGCAGAAAAUGAACGAAGUAGGACCGGACUGUGAUCGUCGGUUCAAAGAUAUUCUGGCUCGCCAACAUCUGUCUUCUGACGAGUCCAGCCAGCCCCGGCCGAAAUCAACCAAGAAGUCUAGAAGUAAGAAGAAAGAUUUCAAGUCCCCGUCAAAGCCUGCCUCUCGAAAGUCGUCAAAGAAAUCCGCGACACCUGUUGGCGGUGAGGUUUUAUCCUUGUUGUCUCCCAAUCAGCCAGAUAGCGUACAGCGGAAGCUAGAUCCCCUAGAUUUCCUGGAUGACGACUUCGAUGAUGAUGACGAUGACCUGCCGGAUCCAAGCCUUCUCCUGAGCAGUGUGACCAAGCCUAGUAGUUCCCGAAAGCAGAGCAUGGCGUUUGUUGACAGUGACGAUUUAUGA